Messenger RNA from Gymnogyps californianus (California condor), 2071 nucleotides. RefSeq names its product solute carrier family 27 member 3 (gene SLC27A3). The record is from RefSeq and is a predicted model, not a curated record. Gene Ontology annotation, cellular component: endoplasmic reticulum. Lineage: Eukaryota; Metazoa; Chordata; Aves; Accipitriformes; Cathartidae. The coding region runs from base 1 to 1764 and encodes 587 amino acids. The transcript is spliced from 11 exons. Gene Ontology annotation, molecular function: long-chain fatty acid transmembrane transporter activity; long-chain fatty acid-CoA ligase activity.
AUGGCGCUGGCGGCGGCGCUGGCGGCGCUGGCGGCGCUGGCGCUGCUGCAGCGGCUGCUGCGGCCGCACCUCUGGGCCGACCUGGCCUUCGCGGCGCGGGCGGCGCGGUGCGCGGAGUCCUACGGGGGGGCGGCUCGGCGGGUGGCGCGGGUGGCCAACGCGCUGCGGCGGCGGCCCUUGGGCGGCGGGGAUGGGGGGGAACUGGGUCCCGGUGUGACCGUGGGGCUGCUGGUGGGUAACGAGCCGCGUUUCGUCUGGGGCUGGUUGGGACUGGCGGCGCUGGGAGCCCGGCCCGCCUUCCUGGGCACGGCGCUGCGCCCCGCCGCUCUCCGGCACUGCCUGCGCGCCUGCGGGGCGCGGGCGCUGCUGGUGGCGGACGACCUGUUUGCAACGGUGGAGCCCAUCCUGCCCAGCCUGCAGGAGGACGACAUCGUGGUGUGGGUGCUGGGCUCGGGGCCGUACCCCGCCGGCGUCGUGGCCCUGCAGGAGCUGCUGGAUGCGGCCUCCGAGGAGCUGGAGCCCGAGGAUGUCUGGCAGCCCGAGGACAUGAACGACACCUGCCUCUACAUCUUCACCUCCGGCACCACUGGUCUCCCCAAAGCUGCCCGCGUCUCCCACCUCAAGUCCAUCAUGUGCCUGAGCUUCUACGAGCUGGUGGGAGCCUCCAGCCGGGACGUGGUGUACCUGGCGCUGCCCCUCUACCACAUGGCCGGGUCCCUCCUGGGCAUCGUCGGCUGCAUCGGCAUCGGGGCCACUUGUGUGCUGAAGGAGAAGUUCUCGGCCAGCCAGUUUUGGGAUGACUGUCGCGCCGAGGGGGUCACUGUCUUCCAGUACAUCGGGGAGCUCUGCCGCUACCUGGUCAACCAGCCGCAGCGCCCCGGGGAGCGGGAGCACGGGCUGCGGCUGGCGGUGGGCAGCGGGCUGCGCCCCGACGUCUGGCGGAGCUUCCUGCAGCGCUUCGGGGCCAUCCGCAUCGUGGAGACCUACGGGAUGACCGAGGGCAACGUCACCCUCUUCAACUACACGGGGACGCCAGGGGCCGUGGGGCGCAGCAGCUUCAUCUACAAGCUCUUCUCGCCCUUCGAGAUCGUGCGCUACGACGUGACGGAGGGAGCCCCGGUGCGGGACGCGGCCGGGCGCUGCAUCCGUGUGGGGACGGGCGAGACGGGGCUGCUGAUCGCCCCGGUGACCCCUCGGACCCCCUUCCUGGGCUACGCCGGCAGCCGGGAGCUGUCGGAGCAGAAGCUGCUGCGAGGGGUCUUCGCCGAGGGUGACACCUACUUCAGCACCGGCGACCUGAUGGAGCAGGAUGCGGCCCAGUUCGUCCGCUUCCGCGACCGCACCGGGGACACCUACAGGUGGAAAGGCGAGAACGUGGCCACCACGGAGGUGGCCGAAGCCUUGGUGGCCCACGAGUCCCUGCAAGAAGCCACCGUUUACGGCGUCGCCGUGCCAGGCCACGAGGGUCGUGCCGGGAUGGCAGCGCUGGUGCUGCGCCCCGGCUGCCGGCUGGACGGUCCCGCUCUCUACCGGCACGUGGAGCAGCUCCUGCCGCCCUACGCCUGGCCCCGCUUCCUCCGGCUGCAGGAGCGCCUGGCGAUGACGGAGACCUUCAAGCAGCAGAAGGUGCGGCUGGCGCAGGAGGGCUGCGACCCGGCUCGCGUCCCUGACCCCCUCUUCCUGCUGGAUGAGACCACCAAAGCCUACGUGCCCCUCGGCCCCGCGCUCUGGGAGGGGGUCCUGGAUGGGCGCCUCCGCAUUUAGACCUUGCCUGGGCGCCCCGAGCCCACGGGUGUCCCGACACCGGGUGCCCCAAAGCGCCCGUGUCCAUCCCACCAGCGCUGGGUGCCCCACGGGUUCCCCCAUGUCCGUCCCGCGGGUCCCGAUGUCUGUCCUGCCAUCCCUGGGUGCUCCACAUCUGUCCUGUGGGUCCCCACGUCCAUCCUGCCAUCCCUGGGUGCUCCACAUCUGUCCUGUGAGUCCCCACGUCCGUCCUGUGGGUCCCCACGUCCAUCCUGCCGUCCCUGGGUACCCCACAUCUGUCCUGCGGUCCCCACGUCCAUCCUGCCAU